Messenger RNA from Chrysoperla carnea, 2098 nucleotides. Its product is annotated as transmembrane 7 superfamily member 3-like. Lineage: Eukaryota; Metazoa; Arthropoda; Insecta; Neuroptera; Chrysopidae. The record is from RefSeq and is a predicted model, not a curated record. The transcript has 8 exons. Bases 167 to 1825 code for a protein of 552 amino acids.
CUCAGUGUUUUGUUUUUCUUAUAUGACCAACAUUAUGUCAUCAUUAAAACAAAUGAAUAUCGAAGUUUAUCUAUUGUUUUAAAAAAGUGUUGGAGUGUGAAUUUCUUUUUUUUUUUGUAAAUAGAUGUGUACUAGUUUUUAUGUUGUUCUUUUGUUUUGAAAUAAAAUGCGUGAGCGAAAUGUGUUGUUAUCUGUCAUAUACUUAACCUUACUUUUCAUGGUUACAUGGAAUGUUAUCUUCUGUCAAAUGCAAAAUGGUCCACCCAUUACGAUAUCACUUAAGACGUCCAAUUCGAGUGGUGAUGAAAUAUUCGAGACCAUGACCACAAUAUCUCCAAACACUAUACAAUCAAUUCAUGUAACGGAUAUUCCUAAAACACCAAAUUCAUUUUUGAUAUGUGAAGCGCACACCUUUCGAUAUAAUGUAUCGAUAUCGUAUACGGACGUUGUUUUACAGCCACAUAUGUAUGUAAAUGGUACAAAUGUCGGCUUAUAUUUUCUAAAUAAUAAAUUAGCAAUAUCAUUUUGGAUAUUUAAUUCGAAUCCAGUUAAUGUUACUACGAUGUUAAGCGUAGUUCUUUAUACUAAUAAUGUACCUGUUCCUGGUGGUUGUAAUUUGGAAUUUAAUACAGAAAUUGCACCAUAUUUAAAAUUAACUUCGACUGAUAGUGUAAUAACUGUGGAUGGUGAAGCUGCAUCGAUCAGUAAUACAACAUGCGAUAAACAAAAGAUACAGUAUGAUAUGUAUCAUUUAUUCUUACCAGAGCAAGAUUUUACGCCGGAAACAUAUUUCAAUGGGAUACGUCAACUAAUGACCGUUUCAAAUAUUUUAGAAAAUGGUCAUAAGGUUCCAGCUCCACUGAAUAGUCCAUAUUUACGUCGAAAAUACAGUACCUAUCAUGGUUUGGGCGAAGUAUUUGCGAUGAUCGCCACGUAUAAUAAUCAAUCGUCUGCGUAUGUACCGAUUGUGUCUUAUUCCUGUGAUAUUUUACAAUGGUCAAAUUAUUGUGAAGAUAUAACUUCACCGUUCUUACAAAGUCUGAUUGGAGUUGUAUUCUUUUUGGGACUUUUUGGCUGUUAUUUUGGACAUAAAUUUUUCAAGACUGGUGUAUUUUUAUUAGGAUUAUUUACUGGAUCUCUGGUUUCGUAUAUUCUUAUUUCUAUUGCAGAGGAUGAAAGUCUUGAAUCGAAUAUUUUAAGUUCCCUAUUAAUUGGAAUUGCAAGUGGAUUAGUUUGGCUAUCAGUAUGGAGCUAUUUCGGAAUACCAAUUGUAGCAGUGACUUUACCGAAUUUAGUUGUAGGAUUUGUAAUUGCAUCGGUUUUUUAUCACGUUGGUCUUGCGGAUUUCCAAAUAAUGCAACUUGAUGUAAACUAUUGGAUGUUAUUUGUUUCGAUAAUUCUAUCAGCCGCAAUGUCAUUAUCGAUCAUCACUCAACACGCUAAUAUUUUAGCUUGUAGUGUUUUGGGUGGAUAUUGUGUGAUUAUACCAUUGGAUCGAUAUAUUGGAGCGAAUUUAAAAUAUAUUUUAAUUAAUGUUUUACGACGAGCUACUGAACCAGAAUUUCAAAAUGUUAUAAUUGAUCCACCGUUCCAAAAUCGAGAUCUAGCAUUGUAUAUUUUAUGGGCUGCUCUAGCAAUUAGUGGCUAUGGUUAUCAAUAUUAUCAACAAAGAGGACGACCCCCAUUCCCACCACCACCAUAUAUGCAACGUCGCUUGGAAACACACUUACAAAGAUCUGAACGUGAACCAUUAGUUGCAAGUCGAGCGGUGAAACAGUAUCAAGCAAUUUUGACAACACCGAGUGGAUCUCAACUGGCUCUUUAAUUUAUUAUUUUAUGUUCUUAAUUAUCUGAUAUUCGUAUAAUUCUAGUCUAGUUUUUAUGGAAUAGUCUCUAAAUUUUAAUACCAAAAAUAAAACUAAACACUGACUUACGUCCAAAAAGUGCCAUUUGAAGUUUUUUUUUUUAAUCAUAUUGGAGUUAACGUAAAUUUUGAUAAUUCAUUAAGUGCUUUGUCCUAUUACUUUAAAAUGUCUUCUUUACAUGGAAGAUUUGCCGUUCCUCUCAAGCUUUGGGCACAGGCGUUUUUUAAUAUGAA